AUGGAAGACAAUGCUAAUCUGCAGACAACGAACGGAACUACAGUUCACAAAAGACAAAAGAAAACGGAUGCUUUAAAUGGGGAUACAGCGAGCGAAAAAAGCGACGAGAAUUUACGACCGGGAAAUCAAAAUGUCGCUCGCUACUUGUCAGUGGACGAAGUUUCUCCUCAAUUUAAGGAAAUAUUUAUCGUGUCAGGCUAUCGGAGGCCGUACUCUUCGGCGAAGGAGUGCUUUUUGAGCAUAUUCCAAAUACAAAGUAACGAAUGUUUGAAUGUUUGGACACAUUUACUGCCAUUGUUUUGUUUUAUUAUUCGUUUCGCUCGCGUCUUCUCGAGCUUGUCGUUCAGCGACCCGUACAACUAUCCGCUCAUGUGCUUCGCGUUGAGUAUCUGUGGCUUCUGUUCCAUGAGCUGUGGGGCUCACAUGUUCAACUCAAUGUCUCCAAGACUCAGGCACACUUGCUUUUUCUUCGAUUACGCGGCGAUUGCGAUAUACUGCUUCGGAGCGUCGCAGGUAUUUUUCUAUUACGGCAGACCAGCCUACAGCGAUAUCCCCAUCUACAACAAUCACUUGCUAUUUCUUGGUAUCAGCGCGUUUAUAAGCCUCUCGGCCAACUUCCUUUGCUGUGCUUCGAGACAUCGCUGGCUGAGCGUUAAAUAUUUGAUACGGACAAUGCCUUUUGUGGUCGCGUUUUUGUUUAUCAUUUCGCCCGUGGUAUGGCGGACCUAUACGUGCAUCGAAGCGACCGAUUGUAAUUUCGAAUCAUUAAGCUAUCACAAAAGACAUGCAACCUUUUAUCUAUUCGCUGCCUUAAUCAACGUCUCCAGGCUACCAGAACGUCUUACGCCGGGAACUUUUGAUUGUAUAGGAAACAGCCAUCAUUUUCUCCAUCUAUUUACGGCUAUCGGAUCGUCGGAUGAAUUUUCAGCCAUUUUCAGUGACAUGACGAACCGACGUGAAAUUUUGGACGCCCGAGUUGGACCAACAUUUCUCAACUCAGUCGGACUUAUGGCUGCAUUUGCCGUAGUGAAUAUUGCAAUUGUUUUAUACUUUGCAAAACAGCUCAAAUCUGAUAAGGAAGAAGGGGACAGAGCCUAG
Molecule: messenger RNA, 1098 nt
Organism: Paramuricea clavata
Lineage: Eukaryota; Metazoa; Cnidaria; Anthozoa; Malacalcyonacea; Plexauridae
Source: the annotation of a GenBank genome assembly